Amphimedon queenslandica is the source of this 2748-nucleotide messenger RNA. RefSeq lists its product as uncharacterized. The coding region runs from base 75 to 2690 and encodes 871 amino acids. The transcript has 17 exons. NCBI's taxonomy places the organism in Eukaryota, Metazoa, Porifera, Demospongiae, Haplosclerida, Niphatidae. The record is from RefSeq and is a predicted model, not a curated record.
GUAGUCACAUGAACAAUUGUAAAAACAGUGAAACUUGAUGAAAAGAACAGCCCUUUAGUUGCUGCCUUGCAAAGAUGGCAACCCCAUUCCAUGACAAUUCAGCACUGGUAGAAGAAGAGCUACCAAGGAAGCAGCUAAGAGUUGCAGCUGUACAAGGAAUGCUGCAAUCAAACACACAGCACACGUCAACCAUUGAUAUGUCAAGACUUCAAUCGUUUAAUGAAGCAGUGGAAACAGCAAUUGCUGAUGUCAAUACACUGAGAGAGAGGAGCUUGACUUUACUUUAUGAAAGAUUCUCGUCGCUCGAUAAAACAGCAAUCAUACACAAAGAAGAUUUCCAGGGAGAUGGAGAUCAAAUUUGUAAAAAGCUACUAUAUAGAAUGAAAGAGUUUAACAAAAACUACAAAGACAAGAACUUGGAUAAGCAUCUUCGGUUAGGUCUUAGUAAAGUGAAGAGUCCAACAAUAACCAUUGGAGUUCUGGGGAGGAUAAAAUGUGGAAAAAGCACUUUAUUAAAUGCACUGACAUACUCAGAGUUUUUCCCUACUGACCAAUGCAAUCCAGAGACAUCAGUUAUAGUUAGCAUAAGACACAGUAGUUCAAUGCACAGUGGACUCUGUGAUACUGACCCUCAACAUGGGAAAGGAUUGAAUUGUCCUCAACUGCAGAAUGAAUUGGGAGUAGUCAUUGCAACACGUUCCUUUGAUAUACAAGAGAAACUAGCUGAAAUCAACACAAAAGCAAGACACACAAAAGCUGCUCAACAGUAUUACACUAUAGUGACUAACAUCCCAGCAUUAUCAAAUGAGAAAUCAGCUAUUAAUCUGGUACUGCAAGACACUCCUGGUCUUGGAGAGGCAGUUGGCUCUAAAGCUACCAACAAUAUUGCUGAUCUGGCAGAAACAGCUCUCCUGAACUGCUCUGCUUACAUCUACAUACUGGACUGCAAUAAACUAAGAGAUCUAUUGGAUGUAGAGGCACUUGAACUAUUACAGAAUAAAGACACUGAGGUAUAUAAGGAUGGACGACUCAUUACUGUUGCUAAUCUUCUUGAUCGUGCUAUAGAGCGAGCUCCGGGUAGCAGAUCAGGCCGAAAGAUAACCAGCCUGACACAAAUACAAAACAACGUGAGGCACAUGAUGAAGAACGAUAUCAAGAUAGUCAUACCAGAGAGUCUCGUCAUACCAGCUGUAGCUCUGUGGGCAUCUUGCUCUAGAUUGAUACCUCUUGAUGAUCUUGAUGGAAUGGAGGACCUUCACUCGUGGAGGAAGAAAUUUGAAAGAACAUUGGACAUUAGAAGAGACAGAAAAGUGAAUUCAAAAGAUUUCAUUGAAAAGGCUAGUGGGAUACAAACAAUUGAGGAAUGGCUAAGAAUGGUAGCUCAGUUCAGUGAGCCAGUACUGCAGAAGAGCAAAUAUUCAGAUGCACUUCACUGCUCUAAAGUAUGCAUCAACACCUCUGAUCUCUAUCAACAAGAGCUGAAAAGAAAAGCUGAUGAACUGGUAUGUGAAAUGGAAGUACAGCAGGCAAUGUGGAAUGAAGCAGUGAAACUGUUUAAUGACAUUGAAACACAGUUGCUAUUAUUCAGAUCAAUAUUGGAGGCAGCCUAUGAUCAAGACACAAAAGAGCCAAAGCAGCGUAUGCUAGGAAUUGCUAAUGAGCUACUAGAUACGUUUCAAAGCACGUGCCUUCAGAAAUGCUCAGCACCUCAAUAUGGAGAGAAAGAAGAAGGUAGUGAACCAUUACUAGUAGGAGAUGAAAGUGAAGAGAGAGCAAGAGAAAGUGAAAGAGAAGUAGAGGGAGGAGAAGUUGAAGACGGUGAAGAUGAUGAUGAUACUACUCUUGAUGAUACUCAUAAAGAUCUACCAAACACAGUGAUGUCUAAAGUGUAUCGUGUACUUGAAUUCAAACUAAAUCUGCAGAGUUUCAUAGUUGAAUUAGAAAGCAGAAUAAAUGAUUAUCUAGAGACAGUUCGUUUUGUGUGUGUACCGGCAGCAAUUCCACUGGAAGAAUUUGGAGAAAAUAAGAAACAAUUGUAUCAAUACGCCCUCAACUUUUUUAACACGAAAAUGCUUCACAGACAACAAAAUGAAGCACAUGUUUACAAAGCACCAAGACCAGAUGAGAUUCAAGACAUUUUAACACAUCAUGAAGUGACUCUGAAUCAACUUAGAGAGAAAGCUGAAAUCAAAAUUAUUGCAUACAAUAGGAAACUGAAGCUAGGCUGGCUAGGAAGAAUGGUGGUUUGGAUUAAAGCAAAAUUUGGUCAAGAAGAUGCAAAAGAAACCCACACAAUGAGGAGGGGAGAUGUAGUCUCAGCUAUACAGUAUCUGCGAAAUAAAAAAUGCAUUGACGAGUGCAUUAGAUACUUGGAAGUUACUUUAAAGAAAGAAAUAGUGGAGUGCUAUUACAAUACAUACUCACAGCAUGUGAAGGCAGUGCUACAAGAAUAUGAAGAGAAUUGUCUGACGCUAAUGGCUGAACUGAGCUCCAAGAAAGAGACAGAAAUUCAGGAAGUGUUGAGAAAGUUGCAGCAGACGUGCAAAGAACUCAAUUAUUUAAUUAAUUGUAAUUACACCAUGCAACAGCUGAAAAAUGAAGUCAACCUUGAGCUAGUCAAAGCUUUUGGGAAAGAAGAGGAAACCGAAUUGGACGCCUCAGAUUUAAAUUUAAGCCAAUACUCUGUUUAAAUAUCAAAAUUUUUUGUAGUUUUUGUGUGAAGUUUUUAAAUAUAAUUUGCCUCUCAAA